GGGCUCUGCCCCUCAAAAAGAUGGCGGCCACAGCGUCAGCCCGCGGCCCGCCCGCACAAAGAUGGCGUCAAAGGCGGGGAGGAACCGGAAGCAAAGCUGGCAAUCGCGCCGGUCGGCGGGGAGCCAGAGAACGCACAGGUCGGCGCGGGUCCCGGCAUGAAGCUGGGCCGGGCCACGCUGGGCCUGCUGCUGCUGGCGCCGUUGGCGGUGCGGGCGGUGGAGCCCAUCAGCCUGGGCCUGGCGCUGGCAGGCGUCCUCACCGGUUACAUCUCCUACCCGCGUCUCUACUGCCUUUUCGCCGAGUGCUGCAGCCAGAAGCGGAGCCUCAGCCGGGAGGCGCUGCAGAAAGAUCUGGACAGCAAGCUCUUUGGACAGCACCUUGCAAAGAAAGUCAUCUUAAAUGCUGUGGCAGGCUUCAUAAGCAAUCCUAAGCCCAAGAAACCUCUCACCUUGUCCCUACACGGGUGGACGGGUACCGGCAAAAAUUUUGUCAGCAAGAUCAUUGCAGAGAAUAUUUACGAAGGUGGUUUGAACAGUGACUAUGUCCACCUUUUUGUGGCGACACUGCACUUUCCACAUGCCUCCAACAUCACACUGUACAAGGACCAGUUGCAGUUGUGGAUUCGUGGCAACGUCAGUGCCUGUGCCAGGUCCAUCUUCAUAUUUGAUGAGAUGGAUAAGAUGCAUGCAGGCCUCAUAGAUGCCAUCAAGCCUUUCCUAGACUACUAUGAGCUGGUGGACCGGGUCUCCUAUCAGAAAGCCAUCUUCAUAUUUCUCAGCAAUGCGGGAGCAGAAAGGAUCACAGAUGUGGCCUUAGAUUUCUGGAGAAGUGGAAAACAGAGAGAAGAUAUCAAACUCAAGGACAUGGAGCAUGCCCUGUCUGUGUCAGUCUUCAAUAACAAGAACAGUGGCUUCUGGCACAGCAGCUUGAUUGACCGAAACCUCAUCGAUUAUUUUGUCCCCUUCCUCCCCCUGGAAUACAAACACCUGAAAAUGUGCAUCCGAGUUGAGAUGCGAUCCCGAGGAUAUGAAGUUGAUGAGGACAUUGUCACCAGAGUGGCUGAUGAGAUGACAUUUUUCCCCAAAGAGGAGCGAGUUUUCUCUGACAAAGGGUGCAAAACGGUAUUCACCAAGUUAGAUUACUAUUAUGACGACUGACAGCCUGAAGCCAUUCAUGGAGAAGAACUGGACAGGUGGGCCUCCCCAACACGCCUCCCAGAUCGAGCUCCCAGCACAGGAGUGAAAUGAAUUUUCUUGGCAGCAUUUUCAUUCUGCAGCACCUCCAGGCCGUCGCCUCACAGGACGCAUUCCCAAAACCUCUGAAGGAAGUAGCCAGCUUUAGGGCUCAUGAUUUUCUGAAAAUCAUGUUUUAAUUUCAAGUGUUUCUGUUUCAAGGAAGGACGGAUAUGUUUUACAAAAUGUGAUGACUUUAUUUAAAAUGGUUUUUAAUAUUAUGAGAAACUUUAUAGUCUCUAAAUUUUUGGCUUUGUGUAGUA
Molecule: messenger RNA, 1496 nt
Organism: Erinaceus europaeus (western European hedgehog)
Lineage: Eukaryota; Metazoa; Chordata; Mammalia; Eulipotyphla; Erinaceidae
Gene: TOR1A
Product: torsin family 1 member A
Exons: 5
Coding region: 157-1158 (333 amino acids)
Biological process (GO): protein localization to nucleus; nuclear membrane organization
Cellular component (GO): endoplasmic reticulum; nuclear envelope; endoplasmic reticulum lumen
Molecular function (GO): ATP hydrolysis activity; ATP binding; kinesin binding
Source: RefSeq, a predicted model, not a curated record